AUGGCGCGCUCGCACAUUGCUGUCGCCUGUGGCGCGGCGCUCGCUGCGGUCCUGAUUGUCGGCCAGCUCGUCGUCAACCUGGGACUGCCCAACAACGAGUUCUGGCACUGGCGCCUGGACCAGACCUAUGGCGUCCCGCAGGACCUCUUCUACAGCACCAAGCAGGACGGCGGGCAGGCGCUGGACCCGUCGCAGUACCUGAUCGGCGUGGGCAAGGCGGACAUUACUGGGCCCGUCGUCGAGCUCAACCUCAUGGGCUACGCCAACACGUCGCAGGUCGGGACCGGCCUGCGCCAGCGCCUCUACUCGCGCGCCUUCAUCGUCGGCAGCCCGAGCAGCGCCAGCGAGCGCGUCGUGUACAUGGUCCUGGACACGCAGUCGGGCGACACGGCCAUCCGCAACGGCAUCCUCGAGGGCCUGCAGGCACUGGGGCCCGAGUACGCCGUCUACAGCAAGAACAACGUCGCCGUGACCGGCACGCACAGCCACUCCGGCCCGGGCGCCUGGCUCAACUACCUGCUGCCGCAAAUCACCAGCCUGGGGUUCGACAAGCAGAGCUACCAGGCCAUUGUCGACGGCGCAGUGCUGUCCAUCCAGCGCGCCCACCAAGGGCUGGCCCUGGGGACCAUCAGCGCAGGCAGCGGGCGCGUCGCGGGCGCCAACAUCAACCGCAGCCUGUUUGCGUAUCUGGCCAACCCAGCGGCAGAGCGGGCGCGCUACACGGACGACGUGGACAAGACCAUGACCCUGCUCAAGUUCACCCGCUCCAGCGACGGCAAGGCCAUGGGCAUCCUCAACUGGUUCGCCGUGCACGGCACGAGCAUGCUGGGCAACCAGACGCUGAUCACGGGCGACAACAAGGGCGUGGCCGCCUAUCUCUUCGAGGAGGCCGUGGCUGGCGGCGAGAGCAUCGCAGAGGGCUUCGUCGCGGGCUUCUCCCAGGCCAACGUCGGCGACACGUCGCCCAACGUGCUCGGCGCCUACUGCGAGGACGGCACCGGCCAGCAGUGCAGGCUGAACGACUCGACCUGCGCCAACGGCAAGAGCCAGGACUGCCACGGCCGCGGCCCCUUGUUCGGCCUGAACGACGGCGGCGCAAAGUCGUGCUACGAGAUUGGGAAGCGCCAGGCAGACGGCGCCCUCGCCAUCUUCUCCAGCGCAGCCCUGACCCCAAUCGCCGGCAGCGUGCGCGCCUUCCACACCUUUGUCGACAUGUCCAACUACACCGUCGUCCUCGCCAACGGGUCGCUGGCCACCACCUGCCCCGCGGCGCUGGGCAACAGCUUCGCGGCCGGCACCACCGACGGCCCGGGCGCGCUCGACUUUGUGCAAAACGACCCGGGCGCCCCGAGCAACCCGUUCUGGAACGUAGUCGGCAGCGCCAUUGCGCCCCCCUCGGCCGCGCAGCGCGCGUGCCACGACCCCAAGCCCGUGCUGCUCAACGUCGGCCAGGCCAACACGCCCUACCCCUGGUCGCCCAACAUUGUCGACAUGCAGGCCCUGCGCAUCGGCCAGCUCAUCAUCAUCACGUCCCCGGGCGAGGCAACCACCAUGUCCGGGCGCCGCUGGCGCGAAGCCGUCUACAAUGCCGCCAAGUCCUCGCUCGUGCCCUCGACGGUCGAUCCCCUCGUCGUCCUCGGCGGCCCGGCAAACACGUACGCGCACUACAUCGCCACGGCGGAAGAAUACGCCGUCCAGCGCUACGAGGGCGCAAGCACCCUGUACGGCCAGCACACGCUCGCCGCCUUCAUCAACGCAACGCUGACAUACCUGCCCUUCCUCGCCGACGCCGCGGGCGCCCCGCCCCCCGGCCCCUCGCCCCCAGACAACAGAGCCCGCAGCAUCAGCCUCAUCACCGGCGUCGUCUACGACGGCGCGGGAUUGGGGCAGUCCUUUGGCGCCGUCAAGACUGCCCCCGCGGCUUCGUACGCGUCGGGCGCGGUGGUGAGGGUGGUCUUUGUCGGCGCGAAUCCGCGCAACAAUCUGCGGCUGGAGGGCACGUAUGCGAGCAUCGAGCGCUUUGUUGACGGUGGAUGGGUCCAGUUCAAGAACGACGCCGACUGGGAGCUGCUGUUCGAGUGGCGCCGCGUCAAUGGCCUGACGGGCACCAGCGACGUCAGCGUCUCGUGGGACACUGCGUUUUCGCGCCCCUCGGCGGGCAGGUAUCGGGUUAGGUACUUUGGCGACGCGAAGGCGGUUGGCGGGAGGAUUACCGCGUUUGAGGGGAGCGCUGAGUUUGGUAUUGUCUGA
Molecule: messenger RNA, 2250 nt
Organism: Didymella exigua CBS 183.55
Lineage: Eukaryota; Fungi; Ascomycota; Dothideomycetes; Pleosporales; Didymellaceae
Product: neutral ceramidase precursor
Exons: 2
Coding region: 1-2250 (749 amino acids)
Biological process (GO): long-chain fatty acid biosynthetic process; sphingosine biosynthetic process; ceramide catabolic process
Cellular component (GO): extracellular region
Molecular function (GO): N-acylsphingosine amidohydrolase activity
Source: RefSeq, a predicted model, not a curated record